AUGGUCAAAACAUGGACGUUUGCCCUGAGGACUUUAUUCCAACCAGCCAUUAAACUUGCUAAAGAGGGGUUUGUGGUUUAUCCUUAUCUCGAAUCAUCCAUUUCUAGUAGUGCGAACAAAAUAAUGGCUGACCCGGGCUUACAGCUAGUAUAUGCACCAAAUGGGAAAUUGUUACAAGCCGGGGAUACAUGCUACAAUGCGGAACUUGGCCGCAGUUUGGAGGCAGUAGCAGAACAAGGGAUACAAGCCUUCUAUAAUGGAACAAUUGGGGAAAAUCUAGUAAAGGAUGUGAAAGAGGCUGGUGGAAUUUUGACAAUGGAAGAUUUGAGGAAUUACAAAGUGGAUGUUAUGGAUGCAAUGUCCGUGAACGUAAUGGGCUACACUAUCUUAGGCAUGCCACCUCCAUCCAGUGGAACAGUCGGAAUAUCUCUGGUUCUAAACAUCUUGAAUAGCUAUGGGAGUCCCAAUGCUGCAAAGGGACCUCUGGGGUUACAUCGCCUGAUUGAGGCAUUAAAAUUUAUGUUUGCUGUCCGGAUGAACCUGGGUGAUCCCAACUUCGUGAAUAUCAGUAAGACUAUCUCUGACAUGCUUUCCCCUUCUUUUGCCAAGAAACUUCAACAAAAAAUAUUCGACAACACGACUUUCCCUUCUGAAUACUAUAUGCACAGGUGGAGCCAGCUUAGAGAUCAUGGAACCAGCCAUUUGUGUGUUGUGGAUGCAAAUCGAAAUGCAGUGUCACUGACAACCACUAUAAACUAUGGUUUUGGAGCUGGGUUGCUCUCUCCUUCCACUGGUAUUGUGCUCAACAAUGAAAUGGACGACUUCUCGACACCAACAGAAAUAUCUCCCGAUAAACUCCCUCCUGCACCAGCCAAUUUUAUCAGACCAAACAAGAGACCCUUAUCUUCCAUGACACCUAUCAUUGUUCUCAAGGAUAAUGAAUUGGUCGGGGUCGUUGGAGGUAGUGGUGGUCUAUACAUAAUUCCAGCUGUGAUACAGGUUUUUCUAAACCAUUUUGUCUUGGGAAUGGAACCUCUAGCGGCAGUUCAGAGUGCAAGAGUCUACCACAAGCUAAUACCAAAUGUGGUUUUAUAUGAAAACUGGACGGUCAUCGAUGGUGAGCACAUAGAACUCUCGGACGAGAAAAAGCAGUUCUUGGAAGAGAGAGGUCAUCAACUUCAGGCUAAAGCAGGAGGAGCUGUCUGCCAGUUUGUUGUUCAAAACAUUAACAACCCGAUUGAAAUGGGCCGUAAAAACCGAAAAGUGCCUGUAGACCAAGUAUUCAGAGGAACACUUACUGGUGUUAGUGAUCCUAGGAAAGAUGGGAGGCCUGCUGCUAUCUGA
This is a messenger RNA of Ilex paraguariensis (yerba mate), 1344 nucleotides long. The record is from the annotation of a GenBank genome assembly. NCBI's taxonomy places the organism in Eukaryota, Viridiplantae, Streptophyta, Magnoliopsida, Aquifoliales, Aquifoliaceae.